UAUUUAUUCAUUAUAUUAUUAUUAUUAUUAUUAUAUUUUCUCUUCAUCGUCCUCGUUCUCGUUCCUCUCACGUCCUCCGAUCUAAACCCUAACUAGUUCCUUGCGAGGAAACCCUAAUCCGAACCCUAACUCUCGCUUCCUACCGAUCGUGGACGCGACUGGGGAGGGGAAGAGAAGAGAUGUGAUCCACCCGGGGUUCCAAUUGGCGCUUUCGGCUUGAUUUGGGGAAUUUUCUAGGGUUUCGUGAUUAUUUUUGUCGGGGGAUUUCGCAUGAAGGAUCCGAUCGAGCGGACGAAGGUGGUGGUUCGGCGCCUCCCGCCGGCGAUCUCGGAGGCGGCGCUGGUGGAGCAGAUCGACGGCCGGUUCGCCGGCCGCUACAACUGGCUCUGCUUCCGCCCCGGGAACAGCAGCCAGAAGAAUCAACGCCAUUCUCGAGCUUAUAUUAACUUUAAUAGGCCAGAAGAUGUUGUUGAGUUUGCUGAGAUCUUUGAUGGACAUAUUUUUGUCAAUGAAAAGGGUGCUCAAUAUAAGGCUGUCAUAGAGUAUGCACCAUCACAACGCGUACCCAAAGAGUCUUCUAAGAAGGAUGGCCGUGAAGGGACUAUUUAUAAGGAUCCUGAAUAUCUUGAGUUCCUUGAACUCCUUGCAAAACCCGAGAAUCUUCCUAGUGCUGAGAUUCAGCUGGAGAGAAAAGAAGCAGAAAGAGCUGCUGCUCCUAAAGAUUCAGUCAUUGUAACACCAUUAAUGGAGUAUGUUCGGCAGAGAAGAGCUGCAAAGAGCGGGCCUCAGAGAUCUGCUAAUGGGAGAUCUGGCAGAAGAGCUGGGAGAGCUUCACCUAGCAGCGCCAGUCCUUCCAAACGGAGUUCUGAGAAGAAUAGUCUCUCCAAACCUGUGUACAUUUGGAGGGACAGCAAAAAAGGUGGAAGUGGAAAGGGCAAAUCUGCGUAUGUAGCGAUAUCUAGAAAAGACGAGCUACAAUCUAUUGAUAAAUCAAAUGCUGGGACAGGAAACUUGGAAGAUGAAACUGGUACUGAAAUUGGAAAGAAAAGAGUUAUACUGCUGAAAGCGAAAGAUAAAGAAGGAACUCCAGUCUCUGGUGGUUCAUCACAGCAGCAAACUUCAGGUGGUAACUUGGAAUCAUCUGCUUUUAACAAGAGCCAGCGGCAUGGGGUGGCUGGUGGAAAAAUCACAAGUAUUCUUUCUAAGGAUGUACAACAUAAUGUACCCCAAACCCAGGCGGUGAACAUGAAUAAAGACAAACGCCCCCCUCGUCCACCCAAUUUCCGGUUGAUUUUAAGGGAUCAAAUAACUGCCAUAUCGUCUGGCGGUGAUGCUAAAAGAUAUCAGGAUGCCAACAGUGCUGUAGAAUGUGAUAGUCACGGUUCAGAAAUCAGUGGCGAAAAGCUCGAUAAACGCACAAGAGGCAAGGACAGAGGUGAUCGUGCUGUGUGGGCCCCGCUUCGUCGCUCAGAUGGGUCUCAUCCUCGUGAAGAUACUCACCCUUCUUCUUCCUUGGAAGGUUACGAAGAGACAAGAUCUAAUGUUUCUAAUUCAAGUAAAGCUGCAGAAGUCAAGAUUCUCAGGGGCGGACGCGCUGAUCUUAUUUCAAAGAAUGGUCCACAUAAACAUGGACGGCGUGGACCACCCCAUGGUGUGAAGGAAAUUGAUAGCUCUCUAACUUACACUGAUGGAAAGCCUUCUAAGCGAGGCAAUCCAGGCGGCCAUGGGCUGCAUGAGAGACAAGUAUGGGUGCAAAAGACGGGUCCUGGUUCUUAGUUUAACGUUUUGAGUGGUCUCAUCAAAAAACGAUGAGUUGGUGGAAGUUGGAAACUACCAGUAAACACCUAAAGGCUUUAUGUGAAGAUAAAAACAUGCCAUUGUCCGUCUUCUACUUUUUUAAUCAGAGGAUCCGACAAAUCAGCAAAAAAAAUUUUUCCCCUUACUAGAAGAUGACCUCUUAUUGCUUCACUAGUUAGGCGGCAAACAUAACCAAACCCUAAACUUUCUAGGUUUUAUCUGCAAUAUAUGUUCGUGAUCUUCCCCAUCCUUGAAGGCGAUCAAACAGCCGAGCCGUGCUUUUUUGCAAGAAAUCUCAUCGCGGAGACGGAGACAUAUGGCAACGUAUACAGAGGCAUUAUAUAUUGAAAACAGUGUCUUGUGGCGCCGUGUGUGUAAAUAUUACUAUUGGAAAGUAAUUGGGUAAGUGAUGCAAUUAAUCUAGGGUUUCAACAGCCGGGGGUGUCAUUGAGCUGGAGAGAUUCGUCGCAGGAAUAAGCGGCUUGCUUUGUUUUGGCUUAGAUAAAUGUUUAUGUCAUCAUAUAUAAGGUGGUGUGUUUGCCGAAAUGCGGUGGCGACUUUUGUUGUACUAAAGGGCUUACCCAUGAAGUUUGUUAUGGAUUAACUGGUUUUUGUAGUGGAUAGUAUAAAUAUCGCAAGUUCUGAUGCUGCUUCUGUAAA
This is a messenger RNA of Ananas comosus (pineapple), 2457 nucleotides long. Its product is annotated as regulator of nonsense transcripts UPF3-like. Gene Ontology annotation, cellular component: cytoplasm; nucleolus. Gene Ontology annotation, molecular function: mRNA binding. The record is from RefSeq and is a predicted model, not a curated record. The coding region runs from base 271 to 1776 and encodes 501 amino acids. Lineage: Eukaryota; Viridiplantae; Streptophyta; Magnoliopsida; Poales; Bromeliaceae. The transcript is spliced from 13 exons. Gene Ontology annotation, biological process: nuclear-transcribed mRNA catabolic process, nonsense-mediated decay; positive regulation of translation.